Messenger RNA from Osmia lignaria (orchard mason bee), 1049 nucleotides. RefSeq names its product small VCP interacting protein (gene Svip). Lineage: Eukaryota; Metazoa; Arthropoda; Insecta; Hymenoptera; Megachilidae. Gene Ontology annotation, biological process: negative regulation of retrograde protein transport, ER to cytosol; negative regulation of ERAD pathway; negative regulation of VCP-NPL4-UFD1 AAA ATPase complex assembly. The record is from RefSeq and is a predicted model, not a curated record. Gene Ontology annotation, cellular component: endoplasmic reticulum membrane.
GUGGAUUGAAAAAAUUAUCUUGUUAGAGAAAUUGAAAGAGAAUUGUGUUAUAUACAUUAUGGGGAAUCUGUGUAUGUCUUGUUGUAAACCAUCAACUUCGUGCGAGGAUUUAACUCCCGAUGUGGUAUGAUCGGAAUUUUCAGGAAACUAGAAGAAGAAAGCAGGUGGAAGCUGCUGAAAGAAGGAUUGCUGAGCAGCAGAGCAGAGGUAUUAAAAAUAUUGAUGCUGUUAAAAGACAAGAAAAGUUAGAUCAACAACGAGACAAGCGAGUAGAAGAGGCUGGUAACAUGAACGUGCAAAGUAAUUUAAAGUGGCAAAUGAGUUAAUGUGAACUGUUCAUGGUACCUGUAAAUUUCUUUGGAAAAACAUAUAUUAAACAUACACACAUUACACAUUAAAUGAUAUGGUAACAAUGCUGCAGGUUUGCAUUUUGAGAUACAUAUAGAUACGUUUUUACACUAUGUUUUUAACUAUUUAUAUUAAUAUUUGAUAUAAUGUAUAAAUGUGAGAAUGCUUGUUGUGUGGCUAAAAGUUAAAUGUUACAACUAUCUUUUAUUAAUAAGAAAUGCAAGAUAUUAGGUGUAUAAAUUCAUUUGAAAUAGCGACGCUAGAAGCAUUGAAUUAGCUUAUACACCUAAUAUUUUAACAUUGCAGAUAUAUUAUGUUUUUUAUGCUUUAAACGCAAUGUUAUAAUCUCCUCAGAAUUUAUAUUUUGAUUUGUUGCUCGUUAAAUGUAUUGAAAGAUAUAUUUGUAUAGUAUUGUUAAGUAACAAAGAAGUAUUUAUUUAUACACGUUCAAGAAUAACAAAAUUGUUUAACACAAGGCUCAUGAUAUACGUGAUGUAUAUUUUAUUUCCUUUUAUAUACCAUUACGAAAGUAUUUAAAUACAAUGAUUACAAUAAUAAAUAAUUGUGAUAUUGUAUAAAAUGUAUUUGUAAAUUAGUGCAUAAAUAAAUUGCAAAGCUGACAAAAUAUGUUAUGGACACAAUUACACAAUUAAGUGGUAAGUUGUAUAGUAGGUGGUGGUAAAUAAACAUUUUUUAUAUUG